AUGGACGCAAGCGGCAAGCUCGUGACGAUCGCGUCUGUCGUCUUUGGCCUCCGCUUCCUGGUCCUCGCAGCCUUCCACCCCUACCUAUACCUCUGGCUCGAGCAGAACGGCUUCGGCACCCACGAGCGGGGCGUGCUCGGCGGUGUGUCAUCUGUGGUGCGUUUCUUCGCGCCGAUGAUGCUAGGCUUUCUCGCCGACUGGCUCGGCAGCCGGCGCACGGUCCUCUUUUUCGCGCUCACCGUCGUCAACAGCCUGGCGAUUGCGUCGCUUACCCUCGCGCCGAGUUCACGGCUGGCCCAGGCGGGAUGCCUCGUCGUCGGCGCAUUGAGCGACUGCGGCACGCUGGUCGAUGCUUUUGUCAUGCGCUCGCUCGCUUGGGCUGGCAAGGCAGGCGCGGCUCCAGGAGCGCGGUCGUGGGGCGCCGUCAGCUGGUGCAUCGCGGCUCCGUUGUGCGGCCUGCUCGCCGACUCCCUCGGAAUAGCGGCGCUAUUCUAUGCUUACUCCCUGCUGCAGCUCCUGCUGCUGCCGGUCAUCCUCCUCCUCCCGAUUCGCGAGGCGUACUCCACCGUUACGCAGCCAGGCCGGAGCGACGCAGGUGGCAGCACUGGCGCGGGAGGCAAUCCCGAGGCGGCUGGCAGCAGCGGAGACGGCGGCGGCAAGGCGGGUGACAAGAACCACGGGGAGAAGGACGGCGACGCGGUCAGCACGGACCGCGAGGCGCCGGCCGAGUCCUUCUGCGUGCGCAUGCGGCGCGCGCUCUGUGGAGGCGGGAGGCGCGGGAAGCUCUUGUGCUUUGCGCUGCCACUGCUCUCGCUCGUCGGCUUAAACAUGGGGAUCGGCUUCGUCUGGGGCUUCAUCUACCUCAAGCGGGAGCUGCACGCGCCGGGCGUCCUCGUCGGACUGUCACUCACCGCGCAGGCAGCCAUCGAGGUACCGCUUUUCCGCGCGGCGAGCCGUUUGGUCAACGCCCUCGGCGGCCUCCGAACGGCCCUCCUCUCCACUUCGCUUGCCGCCGCCCUCCGGUUCAGCGGCUGGUGGGUCGCGCCCUCGCCCUGGGCCGUCCUCCCCUUCGAGGUUGGGCAUGGGUGGAGCUUCGCACUCGCCUACACCUCCAUCGCGGUCAUCGGCGACGAGUUCGCGCGAGAUGGGCUCCAGGCGACGGUUGUCGGCCUCCUCUCGUCGGCCAUGCAACUCGGUCAGCUGGGCGCGACCUUCGGGUGGGGCUUUGUUGUCGAGGCUGUCGGCUUGCGCAGCUCGUUUGCCGUCGCCGCCGCGACCUUUGGCAUCGCAGCUUGCCCGCUGCCGUUUGCGUGCGCUUUCGCUCUUUGCGCUCGGUGGCGACGCUCGCGCGACCCGGCACUCAUCGCAGCCGGCUCUGCUCGCAUUGGCCGGGAAGCGAGAGGCCGAACUGCAGCGGCACCUCGAGAGGGUGGGGUGUGUGAGCAGACGGUCGAGAUGGAGACAAGUGAGGCCGUGGCGGUUGUGUAG
Emiliania huxleyi CCMP1516 is the source of this 1488-nucleotide messenger RNA. RefSeq lists its product as hypothetical. The record is from RefSeq and is a predicted model, not a curated record. The transcript has a single exon. The coding region runs from base 1 to 1488 and encodes 495 amino acids. Gene Ontology annotation, cellular component: membrane. NCBI's taxonomy places the organism in Eukaryota, Haptophyta, Isochrysidales, Noelaerhabdaceae.